AUGUCGGUCACCUCGCCUCCGCCACGGACGCCAACGGGGCCGUCAUCUAUUUCAAUGACCCCGAUGACACGAACGUCACUGAGGGACUCUGUGAACCAUGUUCAGGUAGUGUGCCGACUUCGGCCCCCUGAAGAUGUACGAUUCCAAAGAGCCAAUGAUUCUCCCGUGGAGAUCAUUGAUGAGCAGACCUUGUGUAUAAACCACAAGGAGGCACUGAAUGUGUUUUCAUUCGAUAGGGUCUGUGAUGCCACAACCUCGCAGGAGGACUUUUACCAAUUGGUGGCUGCCCAGGCUGUUGACGAUAUCUUGAAGGGGUUUAAUGGUACGAUAUUUGCCUAUGGACAAACAGGUGCUGGAAAAACGCACACAAUGUUUGGUCCACGCCAUUCGCCUGGAAUAAUCCCCAGGGUCAGUCAGCAUCUAUUUUCCCAGAUCGAGGGGGCCUCGCCAGACAUUGAGCACACUGUAGAGGUCUCGUGCAUGGAGAUUCACAUGGAACAAAUAAAAGACCUAUUGAAUCCGCAGGCGACAGAGUUUGCAAUCCACGAAGAUAAGGAUAACGGUGUUUACGUUAAGGGGCUAUCUCAUGCGUUCGUGUCCACAGAGAAAGAACUCGAAGAGGUUGUCAAGCUAGGUAACAACAACCGUUGUGUCUCCAGAACGCAUAUGAACACAGACCUGUCACGCUCUCAUGUCAUUUUCAGAAUAGUACUUUCGCAAAAGUCCGUUGAAGGAGAGCUCACACGAUCCAAUUUAUUUUUGGUCGACUUGGCCGGAUCCGAGAAGAUCGACCGCACAGGGGCCACUGGCCAGGGGCUUGAAGAGGCGAAGAAAAUCAACUUGUCUCUUUCUUCCCUCGGUCAAGUGAUAAACUCUUUAACAGACCCCACCGCCACCCACGUUCCUUACAGAGACUCCAAGUUGACUCGAAUCUUGCAAGAAUCUCUUGGCGGUAACUCCAGGACAACUCUCGUCAUUAGUAUUGCACCAGGUUCAGCAGACGCAGCCGAAACACUCUCCACACUAAGAUUCGGCUCCCGUGCAAAGAAGAUCAAGAACACCGCCCACAUCAACACUGAACCGUCAGUUGACUGGCUCAAGGCGCGGGUGAAGAUGCUUGAGCAGAUGAAUAGAACACUAGAAGACCAAGUCACGAAGAAGUCGACGCCAGGCUUCAGUCCGAAUGUCAGUCUACUAAGCCCGCGAGGAAGCACCACUAUCUCGAUGGCUUCCGAUCGCCCAUCUUCACUGGCAGACGAUAUUCAAAGGAAGAAUAAGAAGAUCGAAAGUCUCGAAAAGCAGCUUUUAGACAUGAAGAUGAGCCAAGUGAAACAGCAGCACGAGGAAGACCUGAAGCUUUUUAAAUUGGAGACCGCCCUACACAGACUCAACGACAAACUAAGCGACGUUGAGCUCAUAAAUGAGAAUCUACGGAAACACCUUCUUAUCAGCGAAAAGAUCAUAGAGUCGCGAGAUGUGAAGAUUGACAAACUCCGAGCCCUCUUGGGCGAACAACAGGCACACGUGCAGCUGGAGAGCCAACAUUUCGAUAGCAAGCUUAAAAAGCUUCAAGACAAGCUCGAGACACAACGACUUCUGGAAGGACGAAUGCAAGAUGGAACAGGAAGUAACGUGCUCGAGAGUUUGCACGCCGCAGCUAAUGCCGAAGCUACAGUUAUACACCACGACAAUGUGACUUCACCAAACGAAGAGCACGAGCAGGACUCGCCAAAAUCGCCCAAGUUUGGAUUGAAUUUACGCAUUGUCAAGCCAGUACUCUUGCGUGUCAAGCAAGAAAAAGACCGGAUCAGAGUAAGUCACAAGGGUGAGUUUGGCAUAGGUGGCCGCUCCAACUUUGUUCAGAAAAUCCAUGUGUUCCCAAUAUUGAAUAAGCAGUAUAUCGCUGUUGCUAGAAGUGCAGGGCUUGUUCAGUUGUAUGAGAAGAUGUUGAAGCCCUCAGGGUCAGACAACUCCGGAAGUUGUACCUACAAGCUUGUCAAGGAGUGGAAGAACUCCACUACAGGACCACGGGACCCCAUUAUCGGGGUCGGUGCGUUCCGAAAUCAGUAUAUGUAUACCUGCUCUGGAGAAGGAAAGUUGGUGAUACGGGAUUUGAUCAAUGACGAUGCGGAUGACUCGGUGAAGCUGUUUGUCAUCGACGGCCCGUUAUCGUGCAUCAGCAUAGAGGUCAUUCCUCGUUCUACACACAUUGUUGUUGCCGCUGGCGGGAAGGGAAACAGUUUGAAGAUUUACGAUUUCGAUUUUGCUGCGAGUGACUUCAAGUCCAAUUUUGAGGACUUUGCCAAUUUGGGUGGACACUUGACAAGGAUGGGCCUUGUCUCAUCGGUACCAGAGGGUCACUCCUUGCUUAGGAGAAGCUCCCUGAUACGUCAUUCAUUCGUGGACGUUCGAAGACUUGUGCCCGUUUCUGAUACUUCGGUGAACCCUCACCUGACUAAAGGAGAUACUUGUGCCUACUGGGUGCUGAGUGUUGCUUUUUGGAAGCAAGGAUCUUCCCGCUUGGUGUUUGCAGGAACUCAGUUUGGUGACUUGUUCGUUUACAACAUGUCCAAGCCUUACAAGUUUGAACUGCGACCAGACAGAGUCUUGCAAUUAUCUCAGUUUUGCAUCAACCAGUUGAAAGUUUUCAAUUGUGGACAAUACUUGUUCUACACGGAUUCGAUGUCCAAAGCAGGUGUCAUCGAUAUUGAAACUUUUGAAGUGGUGAACUUUUUUGAUUACCUUCGCAUUGGUCCGACUCUAUCCUCACAAAUCUACACUUGCAGUGAGACUACCUCGAAGGUAUCCCGGCUCAGCAGAUUAUCAAGGUUUUUACCUGUCUAUUUGGUGGCCACCACUAUUGACGGCACUGUCGUCAUAUACAAGCUCAGCGAUAGCAAUGAGAAGAAACUUUGCUUCUGUUCAAGCCUUACAGGUGUGAUACCCCAUUUCGAUUUCUUAGAAUCCGAUGCCUACGGAAAACUAGAUGCCCUUUUUGGCGACCUCGUCUAA
Molecule: messenger RNA, 3012 nt
Organism: Candidozyma pseudohaemuli
Lineage: Eukaryota; Fungi; Ascomycota; Pichiomycetes; Serinales; Metschnikowiaceae
Gene: KIP4
Product: Kip4p
Exons: 3
Coding region: 1-3012 (1003 amino acids)
Biological process (GO): microtubule-based movement
Molecular function (GO): microtubule binding; ATP binding; microtubule motor activity
Source: RefSeq, a predicted model, not a curated record